CAUGACCGCUGGAGCUCCGCGACCAAAACACCGAGCUGCUUGACAACAAGUCUUCGAGAAGGUGUGACAGCCCGCAAACUUUUUCCGCAUCCACCGAUCAGACCCUGAAUUUACAUAAAACCAUCGCUCACCUGUCCUGCAGACAGGCUGUCUCAAUGCAUUUCAGAGGACCGAAAACACCGAGGCGAUUAUGGACGUGCACGAUUUGUUUAGUAGUUGCAGAAAGGGCGACAUUUGUAGAGUCAGGUACCUUGUUGAACAAAGAGAUGUGGACCUCAAUGUAAGAGAUAAAUGGGACAGCACCCCUUUGUAUUAUGCGUGCCUUUGUGGCCAUGAGGAGUUGGUCCAGUACCUGUUGGCUAGUGGUGCCAAGUGUGAAGCCAACACGUUCGACGGCGAGCGAUGUAUGUACGGCUCCCUGAAUGACUCCGUUCGACGCAUGCUCAAGGACUAUAAGUGUGUCAGCGUCCGUGCCAUGCAGCGGGAGGAUUUUAACUACUUCCUGCACAUGCUGUUAGAGCAGGGCCACCACAGUGACGUCAAGUUCCAGGUUCAUGGGCAGACGUUUCAGGCCCACCGCUGCGUUCUCAGCGCACGCUCAGAGUACUUCACGGAAAUGUUUAAGACCAAGUGGAAUGGCAAGAACCUGAUCACCCUCAAACACCCUUUGAUCAACCCUGCAGCCUUUGGAGCCAUCCUGCAAUAUUUCUAUACAGGUCGAAUGGAUAUUGAUAUAAGUCUUCUGGAGGACAGCAGACUACUUGCUAAACAGUGCAAAAUGACAGAUCUCAUAGAGGAGCUGGAGAAUAAAUGCAAACAGGUGUAUGAAUUUGUGUCAAACAAGCCAGGAAUCUGUGUGAAAGUUCUCAGCCUGGAGCCCCGUAGCAGUCAACUUCAGGAGGAGAUGGCUCAGUUAGCAGACUGUGCUAUUCCCACUGAACUAAGAGUUGGAUUCGGGGAGCUUCCAUUCAACAGCGUCGACCACUUUCCUACUUAUCCUGACAUCUGCUUCAGAGUCGAUGGCUAUAAUUUCUCCUGUCAUAAGGCAUUUUUCUGUGGACGUAGCGAUUAUUUUAAAGCCUUACUGAAGGACCACUUCAGCGAGGGAGAGCAGCUGCAGUCCCAGCCCAGCAUCCCAGUGAUUACCUUACACAACAUCUCCCAUGAAAUCUUCAUCCACAUCAUGUAUUACAUCUACACCGAUGACACAGAGCUGAUGGUGGAGAACGUGUUUGACGUGCUGUGUGUGGCCGACAUGUAUCUCCUGCCGGGGCUGAAGCGUCUGUGCGGGAAGACGCUCGGCAAGACUAUAUGCGAGGACAACGUUCUGUACAUGUGGAAGACGGCCAGGCUUUUCCGUCUCUCUCGGCUGGAGGAUCAGUGCACGAAGUUCAUGGCCAAGAUCAUUGAGCGGCUGGUGGAGCAGGCUGAGUUUGCAGAGAUGAUCCGAGAGGACGCCGCAUCCCUGGAGGAGCGACACGAGACGGAUUCCGUGCCCCUGGUGGAUGAAAUCCGCUACCACAUCACCAGCAACGUGCAGACAUACAGCGCAAUCGAGGAGGCUAAUCAGAAACUGGAAGCCCUGGAGGAGCUGCUGUCCAGCAUUAACAUUGACUGCUGAGGGAAUUUGAAGGCUUGUAGAGUUGUUCUUGAGGGGAGACUGAAAAGAAGAACAUAUGAAACUAUAUGUUUGUAGAUUUUAUUUUAUUUACAGUAUAUUGCACAGAAUAUAUAUUUAAAAUGUUUUUGGUUCUGAGGUUAUACGGACAUAUUCAGAGACAGGUGGUAAAUCAAAGUUUCUUUGAGAGUUACAUACCAAAUGUGAGGAAAGGGUGUUAAACUGAUAUAAUGGAUCAUGUGAAACUGCUCUGAAAAUGUACUGUCUAUUAUUUCUUGUUUAUAUUUACAUUAGAAUACCUUUGCAUUGAACAUGCAUGAACUUACUUUAGCUGGUAGAGUUUAAACUGGCUGGCUCUUAAAUAAUGUCAUCUGGCCCUGACAGAGUCAAUAUGUUUUAUGUUUAUCCCUAUUAAAUUAAAUGUUAAUACUGACAAAAGGCCGAGUCUGACACUCUCACACAGGGAAAGUGCGGACAAGAAAACAUAUUGUCUUGAGUGUCUCUUAUUUUGAGGUUGCAUAGAAUAUAGUUUUAUUUUUGUCUCAUGUGCAAAAGCAGUAAGGAUAUUGCUGAACUGCCUGCAGCUUUUAUUUUUUUAUGUUUGUGUGGUUGCUGUAGUUCACCUCAUCGUUUGAACACCCUGCUUCAAAUUAACCGCUUCUUAUGUCACGACACACCUCUUGCCUAUUGUAUGUACUACUAUGAAAAAUGGAUAAAAAAUAAAAUGCUCUUAAUUGUACCAAAUAAA
This is a messenger RNA of Mugil cephalus (flathead mullet), 2366 nucleotides long. It is a transcript of the gene abtb1, whose product is annotated as ankyrin repeat and BTB (POZ) domain containing 1. Lineage: Eukaryota; Metazoa; Chordata; Actinopteri; Mugiliformes; Mugilidae. The coding region runs from base 191 to 1621 and encodes 476 amino acids. The transcript is spliced from 12 exons. The record is from RefSeq and is a predicted model, not a curated record. Gene Ontology annotation, molecular function: protein binding. Gene Ontology annotation, cellular component: cytoplasm; ubiquitin ligase complex.